CCAAACUUUUCCCCGCAUUCAUCUCCCUAUACACAUUUUUCUUUUCACUCUUAUAAUAAUAUGAAUGCUUAUAUGUAUCAUAUAUGAUAUGAUACUACCAAAGUUUGGAUUUUGACUUGUAUUUUUGAAUUUUUACACAAAUUGGUCUAAAACCCAACAUUUUGUUUUUGUUAAUUCGUUUGUGGUCAUCUUCUACACAAACAUGUUUGUGGUUCUCCACGCUAGGGACUUUUAAAGGUAGAAACUUUUCUUCUGCACGGAAUUUCAACAAAGCUAACAUGGUAUUUCUCGUAGCGUGUGUUUCAGGCAAGUAAUGAGGAAGGUUUUUAUAAUGUGAAUUUUUCAGUACAAGGACAGUACGAGGGUCCUUUAGGGUUCUGGUUUUUCUUUUAGUAAAGCUGAUAGUUUGUGAAUUUAUUUGUUUAUAUGUUUUUGGCUGUGGUGGGUCUUAUUUUUUCAGAUACAUACUAGUGAUUUUUUUUUUAUUAUUUAGAGGUUACAAUAGUCUGAAAGGGAAUAUAUCACAUAUUUAUUUUGAAAAUUUUCUAAUCCAAAGUUUUUUGAGUUUAGAUACGUUUUGGGGAUGUGAAAUUUUCAGAUAAAGAUGACAGCUUUCAGUGGUUUAGGUCUUGGUUUGAGUCUAGUUUUUGGGUGCCUUCUUUUGGCUCUUAUUGCUGAGCUUUAUUACUUGUUAUGGUGGAAGAAGAAAAGAAUCACAGACCGAGAGAUUGAGGAUGAGUAUGGGAAUUUUGCAAAAGAGUUUUUUCAAUUUAUUUGCUGGAAAAGAACAUCUGCUUCUUUGGCUAAUAACAACUCUGCCCAAGAGAGAAAAGACUCAGAUUUGAAUUGUCAUGAGGCCGACCCUGAGCUUGGUUUGGGGAAAGAUAUGCUGCUUAAGGCCUAUGGAGAAGAGGGUGUGGAGUCAGAGCUCAUGAGACUCCACAAUCUAGCUGGCCCACCUAGAUUUCUGUUCACAAUUAAAGAGGAAACCAAAGAAGAUUUGGAAUCUGAGGAUGCUAAAUCAAGAGGUGACAGAAGCAGAAAAGGGUCCAGAACAAGGAGCUUGAGUGAUCUAAUGGUGGGUGUAGACACCCCAUUUCUUACUCCUUUGGCUUCACCUCGGCUUAAGUCUUCUCCUUUGAACCCUCUUGAUGCUUACAAACACCAUGGAUUCAACCCUCUCUUUGAAUCCUCCACAGAAAAUGAGCUCACCAGGUUGAGAUCUUCACCACCUCCAAAGUUCAAGUUUUUGAGAGAUGCAGAGGAAAAGUUGUAUAGGAGAUUAAUGGAGGAAGCUGGGAAAAGGGCAGCUUCGAAUUUGGUAUCUUGUUCAGAUUCUGGGACUAAAGCUUUUAUUAAUUCAACAGUAGUAGCUGAGGAGAGAGAUGGGUCUUUGUUCACAUUCAUGAUUGCGAAUAAGAACAAUCAACAUCUGCCUCCACACCCUUCAAGCUCAUCCCAGGUACUCCCACUGGCUUCUUCUCCCACUGCUCUCUCACCAGCACUGGAUAACAACAAACCCAAGAUUGUGCAUUGAACAUUUUUUCCAGUGCUUAAUUUUCCAUUAGAGACAGAUCUUGGUAAUUCUUUUAAUCUGUUAAAGUUUUCAAGAUCCAUUACUUGUGUAUUUAUCUCAAAGGCAUUUUUAGUUUCUUCACUAAUUAUUAACCUUUCUUCUGAUUGUUUUUUUUUAGCUUUUUGAUCAAUAUAUCUUUUUUGGGUAUCUGGGAAAUAUAGCCCUGAAUGAUCUGUAACAUAUUUAUUCAA
This is a messenger RNA of Humulus lupulus (European hop), 1767 nucleotides long. RefSeq lists its product as uncharacterized. The record is from RefSeq and is a predicted model, not a curated record. NCBI's taxonomy places the organism in Eukaryota, Viridiplantae, Streptophyta, Magnoliopsida, Rosales, Cannabaceae. Bases 605 to 1537 code for a protein of 310 amino acids. The transcript has a single exon.